Molecule: messenger RNA, 1779 nt
Organism: Stomoxys calcitrans (stable fly)
Lineage: Eukaryota; Metazoa; Arthropoda; Insecta; Diptera; Muscidae
Gene: tank
Product: etoposide-induced protein 2.4 homolog
Exons: 4
Coding region: 283-1641 (452 amino acids)
Biological process (GO): macroautophagy
Cellular component (GO): endoplasmic reticulum
Source: RefSeq, a predicted model, not a curated record
CAACGAAUCAGCUGAUAAAAUUUAGGUAUUUCAAAACAUUAGAACGCAAAUUUAUAUCAUUAAAUAAUAUUAAAAUCAAAUAUUAAGUGAAUAAACAUUUUACAUACACAUUUGACUGUUUGCCGAGGAGCACUAACCAACUAUACUUGAUAAUAAAACUAAUUACAAGCAUAUUUAAAUAAAAUCAUAAUAUAUUUUGUUGUUCUACAACUGGGAAGUACGGAAAUUUUUGGUGCUUUUUUGUACAAAUGAAAAUAUUUUUAUAAAAGAACAGACUAGAUAAUGGACUCUGCGAAGCUUAUAAUUUUGGGCUUCUUUUAUGGCUUGUGGGAUAGCAUUAAAGGUAUGACAUUGGUUUUUUACAUUGAUGCUGAAAUUCAUAGACAAAAUGCAGAAAAAGAAGCUGAACGACAGCAACGUAUAAACGAAUGUCAACGCAUGAUGCGGAGAAGUCCCUCACCAGUCCCAUCUUCUGCAUCUGCCAUGUAUGAAGAGCAACGUCAACGCGAAAUGUUGGUAAGAGGCAAUACGAAUCCUGAUGAACGUCGGUUGGAUAAUUUGCCCAAGAAGGAAAAGACCUCAGAAACUACAAUACCUUUUAAACAGAAAAAAAUAGCAAAACAAGUGCUGAAGUCAUGUGCGCUCAACGGCGGUUUCACAUGGAUGAGCAUUAUACUGUUUGAACGCGUACUGCUUCCAACUUUAAAAUUGAUACUAACAUGGUGCUAUGGAGAAAAAUCUCAAGAUCUGCAUAUGAUAUGGGGUUGGCUCUCUUUUUUCCUGUCGAUAAUCUUUGGAAUGAUGUGGGUUUUACCAAUUUUUUUGCUAAGUAAAAUAGUUAGCUCUCUGUGGUUUGCCGAUAUUGCAAACGAGGCAUACAAAGUGCGCAAAGGCAAACCCAAUCUUAUACCGAACAUCAGUAAAUUAGUUGCAGAUUUCCUCUUCAAUUUAGUAGUUCAGGCUUUGUUUUUGGUACAAAGCCAACUGGUCUGCUUAUUUCCCAUUCCGUAUGUUGGCGAAUUUUUAUGUUUUAUACACCUUUGCCUAUUAUAUUCGCUUUAUGCGUUCGAAUACAAAUGGUUUAAUAUGGGAUGGGAAUUGCAUAGGCGUUUAAAUUACAUCGAAAUAAAUUGGCCAUACUUUUUGGGAUUUGGUGUUCCCUUGACCGUUCUGACAAAUAUGACGUCGUCAAUUAUUGUGAGCAGCUGCAUUUUUUCUAUAUUUUUUCCAUUAUUUAUAUUGAGCGGCAAUGAGGCAAAACCAAUUAUUGGAACAACUGACACAGCAUUGCGACUAUUCUCACCCGUUAUAUUUGUAUCUAACCUAAUUUUUGGGGGUCGAAAAGUGAAUAAGGUAACUGCCAAUAAAAGUGCACCUACAAAACAGCAUGUUAACCAUAAUCAGCAUCAACAUCGUCAGCAGUCAAAAGAUGAGCUUAGGAAACGCCGGGAGACUCUUAAUCAACAACAACCGCCUCAAUAUCGCUAUCCUCAACCUCCAUCAAGAAUCAGUCCCGCACGUUUAACUCCGACGCCCGAGCGUCAAAUACGUUAUGCUGACGGUAGUCGUAUCCUUCUACCAACACAUACUCCAGCAGUUCCUGCAUCAGUCCAAAGCAGAAACCACAAUCAACGAAGGUAGUUUUACAUUAAGAAUGACUGUGUGUACGCUUGCGAUAUAUAAUAAGAUGGAUAACAUUUUUUACUUUUAAGUCUAAAAUUUUUUGCAAAUAUGUCUUAAGUUGAGCAAUAUAUGAUUAUAAUUUUUUUACUAAAUUAA